This is a messenger RNA of Tauraco erythrolophus (red-crested turaco), 1277 nucleotides long. It is a transcript of the gene PRELP, whose product is annotated as proline and arginine rich end leucine rich repeat protein. Gene Ontology annotation, molecular function: heparin binding; protein binding. The record is from RefSeq and is a predicted model, not a curated record. Gene Ontology annotation, cellular component: extracellular exosome. Lineage: Eukaryota; Metazoa; Chordata; Aves; Musophagiformes; Musophagidae.
GGGAAACAUCUGGACCAUGAAGGUGGCCUUCAGGUUGCUUCUCCCGCUUGUUCUUGUGCUGAUCUCGGAGGUGAGCGGGCAGCGGAGGAAGCCUCCCCGGAAACCCACCCGUCCACCUCCUGAGUUUGUUGAGCCUGUCGAGCCCACAGAGCUGCCUCCACCCCUGCCACCAGGUCCACCCUCCGUCUUCCCCGACUGCCCCCGAGAAUGCUACUGCCCCCCAGACUUCCCCUCUGCCCUCUACUGUGACAGCCGCAACCUGCGGAAGGUCCCCAUCAUCCCAUCCCGCAUCCACUACCUCUACCUCCAGAACAACUUCAUUGAUGACCUCCCAGAGGAGUCCUUCAGGAACGCCACGGGGCUGAAAUGGGUCAACCUAGACAACAAUCGCAUCCGGAAGGUGGACAGGCGAGUGCUGGAGAAGCUGGAAAACCUCAUCUUCCUCUACAUGGAGAAGAACCAGCUCAAGGAGGUGCCUGCCUUCCUGCCACCCAACCUGGAGCAGCUGCGUCUGAGCAGGAACCAGAUCUCCAAGAUCCCUGCUGGGGUCUUCAACAAGCUGGAGAACCUGGUGCUCUUGGAUCUGCACCACAACAAGCUAAGCGAUGGGGUCUUCAACAAAAACACCUUCAAGGGACUCAAGAACCUCAUGCAACUCAACCUUGCCCACAACAUCCUGAGGAAAAUGCCCCCUGGAGUGCCCAGUGCCAUCCACCAGCUCUUCCUGGACAGGAACAACAUUGAGGACAUCCCCAGUGACUACUUCAAGGAGUUCCCCAACCUGGCAUUCAUCCGGCUCAACUACAACCAGAUCUCUGACAAGGGGCUUCCUAAGAACUCCUUCAACCUCACCAACUUGCUGGUGUUGCACCUGGCCCACAACAAGCUCACCAACGUCCCUUUCAUCAGCCCCAAGCUGGAGCACCUCUACCUGAAUAACAACUCCAUCGAAAAAAUCAAUGGGACGCAGAUCUGCCCCACCUCACUGAUGUCCAUCCAGGACUUCUCCCCCUCCGACCUGGACAGCGUUCCUCGGCUCCGAUACCUGCGGCUGGAUGGGAACCUCCUGAAACCCCCCAUCCCCUUGGACCUGAUGAUGUGUUUCCGUCUCCUGCAGUCCGUGGUUUUCUAGCCCUGCCUGGCAGCGCACCUCUCCCAGGACUUGGCUUUGCACAAAGACUUGACCCCUGUCGGUGUUUGACACGUGGGACCCUCUUUGCCUCCCUCUCCCCCUGCUCACCACCUCCUCCCGCGUCCCUCCUGCUUUUCCUCCCCUG